CAGGUAUGACAUCUUUAGCUGGUUCUGAACCAAACCUGUGGUCGGUAAAAGGAGGCAACUGGAAAGUCUGCGAAGGUCUUUUGAACAAAUCUUCUGCAACUCUCAACAAAAAUACACAAAUUAUUGAAAUUAUCAAGAAGCCGACUUCGACCGACGGUGGAAGGCCAUUAUACUACUUGCGUAGUGUCGAAAAUUUGAUUAACACCCCUUUUGAUGUGGUUAUUGUUGCUGCUCCUCUUGACGUUCGUCAGAAUUUUAUUGGUUGUCAAGAGUGUACUAACUGGCCAGUGCAAAGUGAGUUAGGACAGUUUCAGCAGACUGUCGCAACGUUUGUUAAUGGCACACUGAAUGAAGAUGUUUUUGGGAGUAAACCAAACACAAUUGGCACCAUGGAAAAACCGGAUAUAUUUUUCAAGUAUGGUAUUUAUGUUUUAUGGCAAUACACUAGAACCUAAUUGAACAGCUAGAUUAAACUAACUCUAUCAGUUCCAAGCUGUUUUCCCUAGAGUCCUGUAAGGAUCAUCUCUUAUUGAUCCACUGUUACUACAGGAGGAAACCUAAACUAAACUAUAACUUUAUUUAUACUGGAUAGCUCUAUCUGUCUAUCAGUUCUAAACUGUUCUUCCUAGAGGUCCAGUAAGGAUCAUCUCUUAUUGAUCCAGUGUUACUACACAAGGAAACCUAAACUAAACUAACUUUAUUUAGACUGGAUCGCUCUAUCAGUUCUAAACUGUUCUUCCUAGAGGUCCAGUAAGGAUAAUCUCUUAUUGAUCCAGUGUUACUACACGAGGAAACCUAAACUAAACUAACUUGAUCUAUACUGGAUCGCUCUAUCAGUUCUAAACUGUUCUUCCUAGAGGUCCAGUAAGGAUCAUCUCUUAUUGAUCCAGUGUUACUACAGGAGGAAACUUAAACUAAACUAACUUGAUCUAUACUGGAUAGCUCUAUCAGUUCUAAACUGUUCUUCCUAGAGGACCAGUAUUAAGGAUCAUCUCUUAUUGAUCCAGAGUUACUACAGAAGGAAACUUAAACUAAACUAACUUGAUCUAUACUGGAUCGCUCUAUCAGUUCUAACGUACAUUUUCAUGGGUUUAUUUUUGUAGUUCAAUAGGAAAACAGACGUCCGUGUAUAAAGGUAAAGAACCCGCAACGCCAGGUAAUGUGUGGAAAGUCUUCAGCAGAAAACCAUUAACAGACGAGCAAACAGCGAAGUUAUUUUCCCAGACUACAGAAUUGAAAGAAGUGAUCUGGCUAGCAUACCCACAUUAUACACCACCUGACAAAUUUCUGCCUUUUGUGUUAGACGACGGAGUGUUUUAUGUGAACGCGAUUGAGUGGUCAUCCAGCGCCAUGGAGAUGUCUGCUCUGUCAGGCAGAAAUGCUGCCUUGUUGACCGCGAGGUAUUUUAACAAGACGAAACCGGCGUCGCAGGAUAGUGGAAAAGUCCAUGGUGAAUUAUAGUGUUACGAAUUGAACAUUAGGGACCUUUAGCUAGCAGGACGGCAACGGCUAUUAAUACAAUGAAAUUUAUGACAGUGUAGAAAGAAAAUGCAUAAUUAAAGGCCCUUGGGAGUUUUAGACGUCGUCCUUGCUCUGUUUACAACAGCAAACCAAAGAUUUUCACGUUUUGUAUACAACGUCUGCCUUUCAAGCCGCGAGAAGUCGUCCUCGCCAAAUUGGCUUAGUAGAAGUCUUCUCAACUAUAAACCUCUGUCUUAACCUUCUUAAACUGCAAUAAAUUCAUACAACGGAUAAUACAAGACAUGUUGUUCUUAAAGUUACUUAUUUGAACGAGUUUGUUUUGGCCGUCGUCGUCGCGUUGCCGUCACCUAUUUGCUAAAGGUCCCUUAUUACAGUGGGUUACAGCACAGCAAAAUUGCAGAAAACGUUACACAACAACAGGAUGGUAUUCAACUGCAGAAGUGUUGACAAUUAUUAAUAGGGACCUUUAGCAAAUAGGUGACGGCAACGCGACGACGACGACCAAAACAAACUCGUUCAAAUAAGUAACUUUAAGAACAACAUGUCUUGUAUUAUCCGUUGUAUGAAUUUAUUGCAGUUUAAGGUUAAGGUUAAGAUAGAGGUUUAUAGUUGAGAAGACUUCUACUACGCCAAUUUGCCGAGGACGACUUCUCGCGGCUUGAAAGGCAGACGUUGUGUAAAAAACGUGAAAAUCUUUGGUUUGCCGUUGUAAACAGAGCAAGGAUGAUGUCUAAAACUCCCAAGGGACCAUUAAUUAUGCAUUUUCUUUCUACACUGUAAUAAAUUUCAUUGUAUUAAUAGCCGUCACCGUCCUGCUAGCUAAAGGUCCCUAAUUAUUAAUAUAUAGGAGCAACAGAAUUCAACGACAUUUCUCGCGAUUUCAUUCAUUCGACAAUCAAACACACAAAACCGCAGAAUAAUUAAAUUUUAAUAUAAAAAUAUAUUUGAAUAAAAUAUAUUAUUUUUCACAUCAAUCCAAAGCUAUUUGUUUUGAGUGCAUGUGUCAACCGUAGUGCUUUUGACGAGAGUCAAAGUGCAAAAUCCCCCCUCCCCCCCCCCCUUGUGCAUCCAGUACAAAUGCUUUUGAAAUAUUUAACAAAAAUAUAUCAUGUACAUAACAAAACAAUUUGAUACUAUUAUAUUAUAAACACAAAUCUUUAAAGUUGCGCCUGUGCUUUUAACAAACAGUUCUUGCUAGAUUAUGGAACACACCCAAGGGCAAAAAUGUACGGUCGAAAUGUCCUUUAAUCUUGUUUUUUUGCUAAAGUUUAGGCCUUUAGGGGAAAAGCAUGGUUUCGUGCAUCUUGUCGUGACGAAACUGGCCUUUACAUACAGCACACAAAAGACAAGAUGGAUCCACACUAUUACAUAUCAGUGACAAACGACGACAGUUGCAAAAACCAGGUCGAAUAACCAUUAAGCAAAAAACAAGAUAUUUAGCACAUUUUACGACACGACUUUAGCUUCAAGACACACAAACCGCGAACCACAACCAUAAUACAGACAGUCCAGUUCAUUUCCUUCAAUUUUCGCCUUCGAUCGUAUUCGUAAACAUUUUAAUGUACUCGUUGAUCACAGGGAUCUUCUCGUUUUCCUCCGCGAUUUUAUUUUGAUACAAUGAUUUCUUUUCGGCUGCUUCCCCUUUUUCUUUCCUUGCCGUUUCCGCUUCUUUUUUCCAUUUCAUGAUAUUUUCACACAGUUUCUUUGCAUUCUCUUGUUCGCGUUCAAUUUUCUCUCUCAGCCUUUCAAAUUCCAUGUAUUUACGUAAUUCACAUCGUGCUGCCGCUAAAUGUACGAAAAAUAUGUGUUCACUUAACUAAACUAACUUUAUUUAUACUGGAUAAUUCUAUCAGUUCUAAACUGUUCUCCCUAGAGAUUCAGAAAGAGUCGUCUCUUAUUGAUCCAGUGUCACUACAAGAGGA
Paramuricea clavata is the source of this 3404-nucleotide messenger RNA. The record is from the annotation of a GenBank genome assembly. Lineage: Eukaryota; Metazoa; Cnidaria; Anthozoa; Malacalcyonacea; Plexauridae.